AUGUUAGUGAAGACCGACUUGUUAUUGAUUCUUCAAUUUCUUGUUAUUUUGAGCUCUUCCUAUCCAUGUACCUCUUCGUGUGUUAAAUGUGUUUCAGGGGAGUGUGAGGAGUGUGAUUCAACGAAAGGAUUUUAUCCUUCGUGUACCUCCUGUCUACCCAAGUAUUAUCUUUCAGGGAUCUAUUGUGAGCGAGUCAUAGAAACUCCUCUCACAUGUCAGACCUUUUUAACGGAAAAGCCGUCGUAUUAUGUGAUACACUCGUUACUGACUCUUACAUACCCCAAAGAGACUUAUUUUGUGAAUAACCCCUGUGCGUCACAAUUGCCACUGAACUCGCAAAACACAAAAGGAUACUUCUUUAAAAUUCACACGAAAAAUGCGAUCUACACAUUCUCGUCAACUAAAAGUACACACAUCGUGCUCCAAGAAUCGUGUGAAAAGUGUUUACACUCAUUCUAUUUGGGGUACACCACCUUCUCGUUGAAACUGAAGGAGCAGGACUAUGUCCUCUUCAUGUAUGGAACAGAUAGCGUGCUCUUAACUAUUAAAGAAAGUUCACUUGACGAAAUAUCCACCGACCAAACUACGAGGAGCAUGACUGAAACAUUCGAGAAUUAUUACGGAGAUAACGCCUGCUUGAACGAAUUGGUUGGAGGAAGGUGGUAUAAAGUCAAUACAAACAACUCCAAUUUUUACACGUUAUCUACUGGUGGGCCAAAUAGUCUGAUCGCGUUACAGAACGCUAAUAAAGAGUGUGUCGAUGUAGCAAGUGGUGCUACUUCCGCUCAAGUUGUAUUGCAGAUUUUGGGAACAUUGUAUGUUUUUUCAACAUCGCCUUUUUCUGUUCAAAUCUCGUGUGCGUAUUGUUCUCCCGGUGUGUGUUCAACUUCAAAAGGGCAGUGUGUAUGUGAAGGAAAUUAUGUAUAUCGAGAUGGUAACUGUUCGUUGUGUGGAAAUGGUCAAAUCGACAGUGGAGAGGAGUGUGAAAAUACAACGGGGUGUGGGAGUGAUUGCAAGUGUUUGCCGGAUUACACGAGUUCUGACUUUAAGUGUUACAAAGUGUUAUGUGGGAAUGAUCGGAUUGAUAUUGGUGAGGAGUGUGAUGGAGGUCAAGGGUGUAAAGACUGUAAAUGUCUUCCGAAUUAUCGAGUCAAACGUGGGAAAGGGUGUGAGUAUCGAUACACAGUAUUGUUUAUAUAUUUAGCCGUUUUUGUUUUUGUGUAUGUAUUGUUAUACACCAUUCUCUUUAUUGUGAUCUAUUCGAAGACAAAAGUGAUGCGGAUGUUAUUUAAAGUGAAUGACAUGUCCUUUGUAGGAUCAGUAGUACCAUUUGAGAAGAAAGGAAAGGUGUAUGUCAACUUAGAUAUGUUGCACAAUUACGUUUCAUUCAACCCUAAAAGUAUAGUGUUUAACGACUCGACAAAGCGUCCCGAAGUUGAUGAAGUUGAGUUUUCGAAGAUCUGUAUUACGAAUUGUAGGAAAGAGAGUAUGACAUUUAUUUUACAUGGUCGGGAGGAGUACAAAUAUGAAUUAGUUUUUGAUCCAUAUAUGGGGAGUUUAAAAGGGGGACAGACUAUCACGGUUAGGGUUAAGGUCUUAAUUCGAUGCACAACUAUAAUUAAAGACAAGAAGAUCCCAGUGACUCUUGAAUGGGCCAAUUGGAAGAAUGUGCGGAGGUCUAUGGAUCACGAGGACUUAUUUGUGAGGCAGACGGAGCCAACAGAGGAUGAGGGGAUCUCGUCUUCUUCGGACGAUGAAAUAAAGGUGUCGCAUGCCACACAGAUAUACAGCUAUCUUUUGCUGAACGCAGAGAGUGAAGUGUCAACGCGACUUGAUUAUGAGGAAGUUCAUUUAGAGCAACCCCCCGUCGGAGCAGGGACGUUUGGGAUAGUGUAUCGGGCCAAGUGGCGAAAGGUCGAAAUAGCAGUGAAAGUGUUAAAGACUGACAUGGUAGACUUAAAGGACUUGAUGCCAAAUUUCGAACAAGAAGCUCAAUUGAUGGAGAGAUUGAGGUGCCAAAAUAUUGUGAAUUUCAUCGGGACAAUCGUGACACCGGACACCUUGUGCAUCGUCACCGAGUUCUGUAAUUUGGGGAGUUUGCGACGAUUCAUUAAAUUGAAUAAAAUCAGUACACUCAUGAAAGUCCGAUUUUGUCAAGACAUUGCACUAGGAAUGGGCUAUUUGCAUCAAAACGAUAUCGUUCACCACGACUUGAAAACAGACAACGUGUUGGUCUAUUCGAAAAAUCCGUAUGACCCUGUUGUCUGUAAGGUCAGUGAUUUUGGAACGUCGCAAGCCUUCAUAGAGUCGUCGAACACUAUUACCAUUCGAGAUAUCGGUACUCCGCUGUAUAUGGCUCCUGAAGUCCACAAAACAGGGAAGUUGACCUUGAAAAGUGACGUGUUUUCAUUUGCGAUAUGUAUGUUAGAGAUAUGGUUAACACGAGACCCAUAUCCUAUUAUUGAAUUUAGAGACGGCGAUUCAGUACUGAACUUUGUAUGUAGUGGGAAGCGUGUGGGGAUACCCCGAGAAUGCGUGUACAGAGAUAUCAUCAAGAUGUGUUGGCACCAAAAGCCAGAGAAGCGGCCGGUCUUUUCGAAGAUCAUCGAGUGGUUAGCGCCGAUGGUGCAAGAGCUCUCUGCGAAGAAGAAGGAAGUGAAAACACAAGGGAAGAGUCCUAAGACGCGGACGCCAUUGAUGAGUCAAAGUCCGAAGAUGAAGAAGAAGGUGUGUGUGAAUCAGACCCGAACACGGAGAGUCUAUUCUGGGAAUAAAAAUAACAUCGAGAACAUCUCCGAUGCGUUGGUGUCACCGAAGAGCUUCGAUGUGAACAGAAGUACAUCAGCAAAGACUGACGAAGAGAAUAUGAAACAGGGGAAAGGGGUAACUCUUGAUAUCAAAUUGCCACGAAAGAAUGUCAAUAUAAUUGAGAAAACGCGACUUGGUGGCGAUUCGGUGACUACACCCGUCACCUCGACCAAGUCGUCGGAAGAACCAACACGACAAACAAGUUUAGUGAAUGACGCAGAAUAUCAUAAGAUCCUCCUUAACGACUUUUCAAAGGAAAUGCAUCUUGAUAAAAGCUUUGUGAAGAAAGAAGAAGAAGAAAUUGAGAGUGAGACCAUGUCGUCUGGAGAGGAAGACACUCCAGAGGAAACUUUGAAACCAUUUCAAACUGCGGAAGAUGAUUCAGUCGAGAAAUAUGAAAGCACCGAAGAUGUCUCAGAAGAACAUCGACAAGGAGGGUCAAAUGAUUGGGAUAGAAGAGAUGGCCAAUACUUCGAUUAUUUGGACCCCCAUAGACUCUGUAAGAGAGAGGUGACUUUGCGAAGAAAUGUGACUAUGAUCAACUUCCAUCAACGAAUCGAUUAUCAUGCCAAUCCAAAGAAGAACACUUUCUAUAAGAAGUAA
Entamoeba invadens IP1 is the source of this 3411-nucleotide messenger RNA. Its product is annotated as serine-threonine protein kinase, putative. Gene Ontology annotation, molecular function: protein kinase activity; ATP binding. NCBI's taxonomy places the organism in Eukaryota, Evosea, Mastigamoebida, Endamoebidae. The transcript has 3 exons. Gene Ontology annotation, biological process: protein phosphorylation. The record is from RefSeq and is a predicted model, not a curated record. Bases 1 to 3411 code for a protein of 1136 amino acids.